Molecule: messenger RNA, 565 nt
Organism: Episyrphus balteatus (marmalade hoverfly)
Lineage: Eukaryota; Metazoa; Arthropoda; Insecta; Diptera; Syrphidae
Gene: mRpS14
Product: 28S ribosomal protein S14, mitochondrial
Exons: 2
Coding region: 116-511 (131 amino acids)
Biological process (GO): translation
Cellular component (GO): ribosome; mitochondrial small ribosomal subunit
Molecular function (GO): structural constituent of ribosome
Source: RefSeq, a predicted model, not a curated record
AUUUUUUGACACUUUUCAAAUUCGACAGAUAACCUUUGAAAAAAAUUACGAAAUAAAUUGAUUUCAUUCAAUAAUCAAUUUUAAAAAUAUAGAAAAUAAAACUAAUAAUCUACCAAUGGCUUCGUUGUCAAGUAUUAAAACUCUUGGUAAUUUUGUCCUAAAGUCUAUCCAAGCACCCGGGCCAGUGCUUCAGCAAGUUCGCACCAAAUACACUGAUUGGCGAAUGAUUAAGGAUGUUAAACGCCGAAAAUUAGUUUGUGAACAUGCAGUCGAUCGUCUACGAGUGAAUGCUUUGCGUAAAAAUGAUAUUCUUCCUGCAGAAAUUCGAGAAAUCGCUGAUGCCGAAAUUGCCGCAUUUCCACGAGAUUCUUCUCUAGUACGUUGUCGUGAACGUUGUGCAUUUACAUCACGUCCUCGCGGUGUUGUUCAUCGUUAUCGAUUGAGCCGAAUUGUUUGGAGACAUUUGGCUGAUUAUAAUAAAUUGUCAGGAGUACAAAGAGCCAUGUGGUAGAGAAUAACAGAAUAAAUAAAUUAAAUAAAAGAAAAACUAGAUUUUUAAAAUUAA